Messenger RNA from Camelina sativa (false flax), 1935 nucleotides. Its product is annotated as ent-kaurenoic acid oxidase 1-like. Gene Ontology annotation, cellular component: endoplasmic reticulum. Lineage: Eukaryota; Viridiplantae; Streptophyta; Magnoliopsida; Brassicales; Brassicaceae. Gene Ontology annotation, molecular function: iron ion binding; heme binding; ent-kaurenoic acid monooxygenase activity. Gene Ontology annotation, biological process: brassinosteroid biosynthetic process; multicellular organism development; sterol metabolic process. The record is from RefSeq and is a predicted model, not a curated record.
UACUUAGGUAAAGAAAAAACUUGGGAAAGUUGGAAAAUUGUGCAUAAAAAUUCAUACUUUUAUUUUGUCAGACACACACUUUGGUUCUGACCAGCGUCUUCUUACUCGAAAACUAAGAAAUUGGAGAUGCUGAAGAAGGUGACUGCGACCGGUUUAUCGAGGCAUGGUGUUCCGUUUGCAGAAUCUGAGGGUCAAGUGGUCUCUUUUGUCUCUAAUUGCCUUAAUAGAGAGGAGGAUGCAGAUAUCUAUAUAAAUAAGAAGACAAAAGGGAUGGAAACUUAACUAAGCGAAAUACAACUAUGGCGGAAACAAAGAAUUGGAUCCCAAUAUGGUUUCCUUUGAUGGUGUUGGGAUGUUUUGGUCUGAAUUGGUUGAUCAAGAUGGUGAAUGUGUGGCUCUAUGAGUUCAGCAUUGGGGAGAACAUGUACUAUCUGCCACCAGGAAAUUUGGGUUGGCCUUUCAUUGGCAACAUGUUGUCUUUUCUCAGAGCUUUCAAGACUUCUGACCCUGACUCCUUUACCCGCACUUUAAUCAAAAGGUAUGGACCUAAAGGUAUCUAUAAAGCACACAUGUUUGGGAACCCAAGUAUAAUAGUAACAACACCAGACACUUGCCGGCGUGUGCUGACAGAUGAUGAUGCGUUCAAGCCAGGUUGGCCAACAUCUACAAUGGAACUAAUUGGAAAGAAGUCAUUCAUUGGUAUCUCUUUUGAAGAACACAAGCGGCUCAGGCGUUUGACUGCUGCUCCAGUCAAUGGCCAUGAAGCCCUCUCUAAUUACAUACCGUACAUUGAAGAAAACGUUAUUACCGCUCUGGACAAGUGGACCAAAAUGGGAGAGUUCGAGUUCUUGACUCAUCUGCGUAAGCUUACCUUUAGGAUCAUCAUGUACAUCUUUCUCAGCUCUGAGAGUGAGAAUGUAAUGGAUGCAUUGGAACGAGAGUAUACCGCUCUUAACUAUGGAGUUCGAGCAAUGGCAAUCAAUAUUCCUGGAUUUGCUUAUCAUAGAGCACUCAAGGCGAGAAAAACACUUGUAUCUGCGUUUCAGUCAAUAGUUACUGAUCGCAGAAAUCAAAGGAAACAGAACAUUGUAUCGAAUAAGAUAGAUAUGUUAGACAAUCUACUUAAUGUUAAAGAUGAAGAUGGAAGAACUUUGGAUGACGAAGAGAUUAUUGAUGUUCUUCUGAUGUAUCUAAAUGCCGGUCAUGAAUCCUCUGGCCACACCAUUAUGUGGGCUACCAUUUUUCUACAAGAACACCCUGAGUUUCUACAAAGGGCAAAGGCCGAACAAGAAAUGAUCCUGGAAAAUAGGCCUGAAGGACAAAAAGGUCUAACUCUAAAAGAAACCCGGCAAAUGGAGUUCUUAUCACAGGUUGUUGAUGAGACACUUCGAGUCAUAACAUUCUCACUCACCGCUUUUCGGGAGGCAAAGACUGACGUCGAAUUGAAUGGCUACUUAAUCCCAAAAGGUUGGAAGGUUUUGACAUGGUUUAGGGAUGUCCACAUAGACCCUGAAGUGUAUCCAAAUCCAAGAAAAUUUGAUCCUUCUAGAUGGGAUAAGGGCUUUGUACCAAAAGCUGGUGCGUUCCUUCCUUUUGGUGCUGGAAGCCAUUUAUGCCCCGGAAAUGAUCUUGCUAAGCUUGAAAUUUCAAUUUUUCUACAUCAUUUCCUCCUCAAAUAUCGGGUGAAACGGAGCAAUCCAGAGUGUCCUGUGAUGUAUUUGCCUCACACCAGACCAACUGAUAACUGCUUGGCAACAAUUAGUUAUCAGUAAAACGUGAUUCUCAUCUUCACCGUUAAGUUUGGUUCAUCAGUUAUGGAGUCUUGCGACUCUUGUCUUUAUUUUUGGUUGGAAACUUCAUCAGACUACUUACUCUGUUCCAUGAAACAGAGCUUUGUUUUUCUUCAGUUGGUGUAAUAAUAUCUUUGUUUGCAAA